Molecule: messenger RNA, 840 nt
Organism: Glarea lozoyensis ATCC 20868
Lineage: Eukaryota; Fungi; Ascomycota; Leotiomycetes; Helotiales; Helotiaceae
Exons: 2
Coding region: 1-840 (279 amino acids)
Source: RefSeq, a predicted model, not a curated record
AUGUUAAACGCAUGGCGAGAAGAACGACUGACUAAAUUUGCUCGUUUAUAUGAACCACUCCGGCGAGACCAAGUAAGAAAAGAGGAGCGGUCGAGGGACGAAAGGUGCGAGAAUGAUGCGAGCAUCAACGGCAGCGAGAUAGUUUGGGUAGACUCUAUCUGUGUCCAGAGCGGAAACAAUGCAGAACGUCGGAAAGCUGUCAUUUUGAUGAGCAGAGUUUACCGGAAUGCAAUGAGGAUUCUCCCCCGGAUCAGUUCUGGAAUCGAGCAUGGAUCUCGUAAGAUCAAGCUUAGCAGGCGUACCAAGAAAGCCAUCGCCUUCGAAUUUGCGUGUUUGUUCGCUGCUCUGCUCAUGCAGAGACCCCCAGAAAUGAUAUGGGAAGAGACAAGUGGGACUGGAUUGCCUCCAGAAGUUAUAACCGUGUCUCCAAGUGGCCCAUCGCGAUGGUUAGCGGCCAAGGAAGAGCUAUCGCUGAGAUUUGGCGACCAUAAAAUACUGCAGAACAUUCUGAAAGAGCUCGCAUCUUUGGUCGCACAUAUCCACAUAUCGACCUGCCUGUCUAGGCCGCAUCCCCUCCUCAUCCUCUUCACAAACGUGGCAUUCGCCUUUCCAAUAACGUAUUUGCGAUAUACAAACAGGGCGGAUCGACAUCAGGACGAUAUCAUAAUGGGAGGGAUGGUUCUGGCGGUGGUGUUGGCCUCGAUGACGCAAGAUAUUUGGGAAACAACAAUCAAGAUAUUACCAGCGUCCAUCAUUUUUGGAUUGGUCUUGAGCUCGUUAAUACAUCGUGUUUUUGGUCUGCGGAGCAGGAGCUGCGAAAGCAAUGUGGAAAAGAUUUGA